Molecule: messenger RNA, 1407 nt
Organism: Lathyrus oleraceus (garden pea)
Lineage: Eukaryota; Viridiplantae; Streptophyta; Magnoliopsida; Fabales; Fabaceae
Product: heat stress transcription factor A-3
Exons: 3
Coding region: 1-1281 (426 amino acids)
Biological process (GO): cellular response to heat; regulation of transcription by RNA polymerase II
Cellular component (GO): nucleus
Molecular function (GO): DNA-binding transcription factor activity; RNA polymerase II cis-regulatory region sequence-specific DNA binding
Source: RefSeq, a predicted model, not a curated record
AUGAAUCCAAAUGAUGAGAAAAACUCUCCCAAGUUUUCAACUCCUUUGAGCUCCUCCUUGGAUCCUUCUUCGAUGGUGGAGUUUGAUGCAUCAGUGCCUGUGCCUAUGCCUAUGCCUAUGCCUAUGCCUAUGGAGUGUUUGCUAAUGAACAACACUGUUCCUCCAUUUCUUUCAAAAACAUUCGAUUUAGUGGAUGAACCUUGUUUGAAUCCGAUUAUAUCAUGGAGUUGUAAUGGUGCUAGCUUCGUUGUGUGGGACCCUUUAGAGUUUGCUAGAAUCAUUUUGCCUCGACAUUUCAAACACAACAAUUUCUCCAGUUUUGUUCGUCAGCUUAAUACUUAUGGGUUCCGAAAGAUUGACACCGACAAAUGGGAGUUUUUCAAUGAAAGUUUCCAGAAAGGGAAGAAGCACUUACUGAAGAACAUUCAAAGGCGCCGGUCGUCUCAAUCUCAACAAGUUGGUAACCAUGUUGGAUCGUCUUCUGAUGCAGGGAAAUUUGGAGCCGAGGUUGAGAUAGAAAGAUUGAAGAAGGAAAGGAGUGUCUUAAUGCAAGAAGUGGUCGAUUUGCAGCAGCAACAGCGAAAAACGGCUCGUCGUGCAGGAAAUGUGAAUCAAAGGCUUCAAUCUGCUGAGCAAAGGCAGAAACAAAUGGUUUCCUUCUUAGCCAAGUUAUUUCAAAAUCCAGACUUUUUAGCGCGGCUUAAGCAGAAGAAGGAACAAAAAGAUAUAGAAUCUCCAAGAGUCAGAAGGAAGCUUGUUAAGCAACAUCAAAAUGAAGCACUAAGUCAAGUUUCCAUUGAACACACUCCUCGCUAUCUUUCGCAUGAUUUAGCUAAAGAAAUGAGUGCAGGUGAAGAUUUUACUUCUAAAAUCGAGAAUAUUUCCUUAGAUGAAUAUGCUGCAAUGCAUGAUAUUUUGUCAAGUAAUUCAGAAACCAUUAUUGGUGAAGGAUCAUCAAGCUUUGGAGUCGAUGAACAAUUUUUCAAAGGGAAAAAUAUUAUUAGUCCAAAUGAAGAAGCUAUAACUGAGAAUUUUGAAGGGUUUCAUGAGUUUCAAUCUCUUGGGACAGAGAGUAUUAUCAAGCAAGAAGACAUAUGGGGUCCAAGCUGUGGGAAUGAGAUGUGGGGAAAUCCUAUGAAUUAUGGAGUUAUUACAAGUGACAUGACAGAGACAGAUAUGUGGGAUAUUGGUUUUGGAAGUUUGGGUAUUGAUAAGUGGCCAGGUGAUGAAUCUCCUUUUGAUGAGAUUGAUAGUCAAGCUGGUAAGCCAAAAGAUUAUUAGACAAAAUUGUUGGAAUGUGAUUUUACAUUGGAACUGCUAUGCUUUUGUUGCCUUUGGGCAGUUAUAGUUUCUAGGGGUCAUAUUAUUGAAUAACUUUGGUUUAUAAACAUUAUUUAUAAGCUUUCA